Messenger RNA from Botrytis fragariae, 369 nucleotides. RefSeq lists its product as uncharacterized. The record is from RefSeq and is a predicted model, not a curated record. NCBI's taxonomy places the organism in Eukaryota, Fungi, Ascomycota, Leotiomycetes, Helotiales, Sclerotiniaceae. The coding region runs from base 1 to 369 and encodes 122 amino acids. The transcript has 3 exons.
AUGACACUCGUUUCUAAAGAUACCUUUAUGAAAAUUGAGGAAAUGAAGACGAUCUGCCAGAAGUCGAAGGAUAAUCUCGAGCACGAGCUCGGAGUUGAAUGCAUCUACCAGGACUGUUGGACAAGACUCCAAAUGAAAGGGGCAGCAGACAAUGAAUUUAAGAACGCAGAAAUCGAAGAAACGGAAGUUGAGAUUAAGGAGGCCAAUAGGAAGAUGGGGGAGGGGGGCGUGAUCUCACGACUUCAAAUUGUACAACAGAAGAAAACUUCACCGAGUAGACCACAAGCACAAACCAAGUCGCGAUUACCAGAUAUUCUCCAUGCCAUCGAGAAAACCCAAAUCCUCUUGAAUGCUGCCCAAAUCUCCUAA